This is a messenger RNA of Colletotrichum aenigma, 1431 nucleotides long. RefSeq names its product Mitochondrial distribution and morphology protein 10 (gene mdm10). The coding region runs from base 1 to 1431 and encodes 476 amino acids. Lineage: Eukaryota; Fungi; Ascomycota; Sordariomycetes; Glomerellales; Glomerellaceae. Gene Ontology annotation, cellular component: ERMES complex; SAM complex. The record is from RefSeq and is a predicted model, not a curated record. The transcript is spliced from 2 exons. Gene Ontology annotation, biological process: mitochondrial outer membrane translocase complex assembly; establishment of mitochondrion localization; protein insertion into mitochondrial outer membrane.
AUGCGCGAGUUCAUGAACUACGUCCAGGGUGCCUUCUACGAGGCUACCGGCUGGAACCGCGACAACUCCUACUCAUCGCUCAACUCGACCGCCGACGCUCUCCUCAACUUCCCGACACCACAAGGCCUGCGCCUUACCCUCUCGUCCCUCGCAACCCCCCACUACGCGACCUCGUACCAGCUCGGCUCCGUGGGCGUCGUCGACGGCUCCAUCUCCUACCUCUACUCCUCCGUGCCCCUCCGCGCAAGCCUCACUCCGCAGUCCGACGCGGUCCCUCUGCCGGCGCUCCUCCGCUCCUACCGUCCGCUCGCCGACCUCCCCCGACGCCUGCCUGCAGCCACCCCAUACCCGCUCCUCAGCCCCGCCGCCGCGUCGCUGCUCUACGGCCGCCUCUACCUGCCCGAGUCGCUCCUCGAAGCCCUCGUCGUCAAGCGCGUGUCCCCCGCGCUGCAGCUCCAGCUCAGCGCCGUCUCGAGCAAGAACCUGCGCAACGGCGGCACGCUGCUGGGCCUGGCGCAGUACGACGUCGGGCGGUACGCGGUGGAAGGCCUGGCCUCGUCCGACGGCGGGCUGCUGGGCUUCAGGGGCGUGUACAACUUUGGAGGCGACGCGGAGGACGUACCACCACCGCCGCCUCCGACACCGGCGACACGGCCUGCGAACGGCAAGCCCGGGGCCGAGGAUGCCAAGGAGCGCAUCUACGGCCGCUUCAGCGCCGGCGGGGAGAUCUACUACGGCACGCUGAACAAGUCGGGCGGCGUCAGCCUCGGCGGGCGCUUCGCGACGCUGCCGGAGCAUCGCGGGACGCCGCUCACGGCGACGCUGACGCUGAACCCGCUCAUGGGCAACAUCAGCGCGAGCUACGCCGUCGUGGCGGGCCGGCACUGCAGCCUCGCGACAAGGAUGGACUUUAACGUGUACAGCUACGAGAGCGACUGGUCCGUGGGCAUGGAGCUGUGGCGCAAGAACCUGCUGCGCAGCGAUCUCGACCAGCAGCAGCAGCAGCAGCACCCCGCGCUUUCGGCGGAAAAUUUCCUGAAGAAGGAGCGGAGUUUUCAGGCGAAGAUGGAGUGGCGGCUGGAUGACCUUUCGCCGCCGCCGGCGCCCGAGGUGAAGCCGAGGCUGGUUGUGGAGGAGAAGCGGAAGGAGAAGCCGAGGGAACGCAGCUUUCAGGCGAAGAUGGAGUGGAGAUUGGACGAUCCUGCGACGGUGGAUGAUGGGACGACGACGGCGACGGCACCGGGUGCGGGUGCCGUGGAUGACGAGUAUACCAGCGUCAUCAAGGCGCGGAUCGAUCAGCACAUGAAGAUUGGGGUGCUGUGGGAGGGCAGGGUGAAGUCGCUGCUGUUCAGCCUCGGCAGCGCGAUCGACCUGCGCAAGCUGGACUCGCCGUUCAGGACCCUGGGCGUGGAAAUCCAGUUUUCAUCAUGA